Molecule: messenger RNA, 1139 nt
Organism: Camellia sinensis
Lineage: Eukaryota; Viridiplantae; Streptophyta; Magnoliopsida; Ericales; Theaceae
Gene: ELP6
Product: elongator protein 6
Biological process (GO): tRNA wobble uridine modification
Cellular component (GO): elongator holoenzyme complex
Source: RefSeq, a predicted model, not a curated record
UUAUUAGAGAAAUGCUAAUGAACCUGAACCGUUACAAAUGUCGUCUCCCCCAAAACCCUAAACCCUAACCGUAGCAGGCUCUCUAUGGACCGAUCACUGAACCUGCUGGACGAAGCCCUAGGUCUCGACAAUGGCGAUUCCAACCCUUCCGAGACUCGACUCCUCCUCCUCAUAGAGGACUGCGUUGAGACCAGCGCCUAUUUCGUCCUUCACCACCUCAUCAAGCGCUCUCUCUCUCCUCAUUCCUCCGCCCUCGUCGUCUUCGUUGCCUUCGCCCAACCUUUCUCUCAUUACGACCGAAUCCUCCGAAAAAUGGGUUGCAACUUAGUUGUACAAAGGGAUAACAAAAGAUUCCUUUUCCUUGAUAUGCUUACAUUGGAAUGUCCAGAUGGAGAUGGUGAAAAAACUUGCAAAGGUGGACUUCUUGAUUUGUAUGGAAAAAUCCAGAAAGCUGUGGAGGUUAGUGUCUUAACUGGAGGAACCAGGAGCAUCACUAUUAUGAUUGAUGAUAUCUCUCUUAUGGAGGUUGCUGCUAAUGGCUCUUCAAAUCAUGUCUUAGACUUUCUGCAUUACUGCCAAACCUUAACAACUGAAUUUGGUUGUUCACUAGUUUUUCUUAAUCACAAAGAUAUAUAUUCAAGCAUGGAGAGACCAACCCUUAUUUUACAAAUGGAGUACCUUGCAGAAGUUAUCAUAAGGGCAGAACCUUUGGCCACUGGUUUGGCAGCUGAUGUGCACGGACAGUUGACAGUAAUGAACAAGGGGAUUUGUGAUGGGCCACGAACCCUACAGACGAAGAUGUGUAAUUUUCACUUCAGGAUCAAGGAAAAUUGUGUCGAAUACUUCUAUCCGGGGAGUCGGACAUGAAGAGAUAUGCAACCAGAUAUUCUGGCAAAUCUGCUCCUCCCCUUAUUGUUUUAGAGUGUUAAAAAUGUUAUGAAUGUAAACUGUAGUUGAUUAUCAGAAGCUUCCUAUGCUGAAAUGAGAAGGAAAAAAGGAAUGUAUUAAUUUUAAGAGCAAAAUGGUCUUGGGUCAAAUUUGUGGCUGCUUUUAGAUGUUGGUUCGACACAAAUCACCUUUUCGUGUACUCUGAUUAUUUGCUUUUAUGAACAUUGUGGUCUUUCAAAUGGGUUGGGGAA